CUGCAGCGACGUAACAUCGCGCGCCAGUCUGCCCCGAGCUGCCGCCCGCGACGCCCGUGUCGUGAGGCGCGACGACGCCGAACCUCCGACAUCGCGAAAAAAGUUUUCGUCCGAUACACGAAACUUUUCUUAGACUUUCCUUUCAACUCGCACAUUGUUGAACUGGAACAGUCUGUUUCGAACCCGGCGAACGCGGAAAGUGACCUUCUAAAACCGGAAUUCGGUAUCCUCCGGAACGGGUUUAGUCUCGGACCCCGCCGUGCCAGGACUUUCGUGAAGUGCUAACUUGAUUUUCAUAGUGGUGUGUUCAGUGUGAGUGACUGGAUUCUACGCUUAACACGGAAGGCCGGACGUUGUCCCGACUUUUAAGGUCGGCUUCUUUGUAAAAGUGCUGUUAAAAUUUCAAGCAUGCCGCCACCCGUGUAAGGCAUGAGCGGUCGCGGCACGGGGGGGCAGCGCUGCCAGCUGAUCUUGCAGCGUUGCCUCGCGAUACAACUCACCAAGCCCGGCAACGCGCCCGAUGACUUCUGGAUGUAUGAGUCUGGAUAUCUGCUCUUUCAGAGCUUCCUAUCAGCGAACGCGAAAUGCUGGUGGGCUGGAGCCCUAGCGGCGGCGACGGCGGAGCUGCGGUACGCGGGGUAUGUCUGCCCCGGCGUGCUGCUGGUGGCCGGGGCGCCGCGGGCGCUAGAGACUGUGCGCGGAGCAUACGCCCGGUCCGUGCUGAAGCCACCGCCCACUUACCUGAUAUGUGGACUGGGUGACAUCGAGGACUGCAUAGUGACGCCGGCGUACCAAGGCCAGUUCACACCGCUUCCGGAAGCCUUGUGCGACUGCAUCAUGGACUUGACGUCACAGGGGCAAUCAGCAACAUUGGAAAGUAUAAGAACGUCGUUGUCGGCGAAGUUCCCAUCCAUGCAGACGCCAUCACAGGAGGUUGUGUACGACACGCUCGCACAACUCAUGCAGGAAAGGAAGAUCUACCAAACAUCAAGGGGCUUCUUCAUAGUCACGCCAGAACGCCGUCGCUCCCGGUCUCGAUCCUCGUCCCGGCACCACAACAGCAUCGAGGACGACUGCCCCUCGCCCCGCACCAUCCUCAUGUCAGAUCAGGAGGCUCUGCACCAGCUCUACGGAGAGAUCACAACCCUCAGGGAUGGCGCCGUCACGCAUCAGUGCGUGCAAACUAAUUUAGCUGACGUUAUUUGUGGAGGCAAUCCGAACGACAAGAUCCUCUACGGCCGGCCGAACAAGCGUCGCAGCGCCUCGUUCCCCGCCCCUCGCUCCCUGGACCGUCGCAACUCGCUUCGGAUCUUCGGGUCCUCCAGCAAGUACCUUCAGCGAUGUGCCUCCACCAGGAGCCUGCAUCACAAGAACGCUAACACCACUGACAGCUCGUCUUCCACCGAUUACCCGCCGAGCGUCGAAUCUGCGUCGCCUAAGAAAGUGUCCCUGCUGUCCCGCUUAUUCAGACGAAGCGGCCGCAGCAAGCAGACGCGCGCGAUGAGCACCUUCUCUGCGCAGUUCCCGCCAACCGAGUGGUUCAACUCCAAGGCGGUUCACCUACACUGUGUGGCCACGCAGACCAACUCGAAGGAGUCUUUGCAGAGUCAAACAUCGUUCGUCUCAUCUUAUUACGACGGUUCGGAAAUCAGUAAUCGGUCUUCGACGCUGCCGCGCAGGCACAAGAGGCACCUGUCCACAGAGUCCGGCCUAGCCGGCUCGGUGACGGGCAACUAUGACCACUCGCCCGUCCGCCACUCCAGCCCGAGCUCUGGCAGCCUGCCGCGCUCCACACUCAGUAGGAGCUCCACCAACAAAACCAUCCUGGACCACUUCGGAUCACCACAAAGAAACAGCGACCCCAAACUAAGAGACAGUCCAAGUGGAAGCCUAAGAAGGGUUGACUACUCCAACUCAGACCACAUCAUGUCCACCAGUGGCCCCUCUAGCUUAGAAAGCACGACGCCACAUCGCACUCCCAGGAAGGAUCUUAGGAACGGUCAGUUAGACCAAAACUCUCCGAUGAAAAGGGGCUACCACACCAGCGGGAGUAGUGGUCACUCGAGCCUAGAGUCCCACAUAUCAGAUCGCACGUUAAAGCCUUCGCCUAGUCAUAGCAACACGCACGGAGCCCCCGGCCUUAGCAGAGCACAGUCACUCGUCAAAGUGCAGAGCUUACAGAGUUCGCCUAAAAGCCUGCACAAAUACAGAACGAAACCACCCAUGGUUGGUGGAGAAACGGUAAAAAACGGUAACACGUCACCCAAAAGUUCGCCAAAAAACUGUCCAAGCACACCCAAAAAAACCGCAACCCCGCUGCAUAAAACCCUAGGUUCUAAAGUAGAAAACCCGUCGACUACGAUGUUGGCCAGUUCUAAUUCUAACAACUCUAUCACACUAAAAGUUACCACGAAUACUAUAUCUCAGAACGGUGGUGGUACUAACACCAAAGUAUAUGUACAAAACUCGCCAGUAAGAUCUGUUAUCACUUUCGAGAAUGGUAAAGUCACCGAGACUUCAAACGGGAGCAAUAUUUACAUCAUCAACGAUGACAGACAAGUCGUGUCAGUGUCUCAGAACGGAGUCCAGAAUAAAGUCCCAAAAAAUCCGACAGAAACCUCAUUCGACGUUUGUGUUGAAAAGAAUAAGCAAAUGUAUCAAGAAGCAGAACCUAUCAAAGUACAAGAAAACAAGUUCAAUAAGAAUUCGAUUAACGACACGGGUAUGAAUAAUAAUCGUAAGCUUUCUUUACAAAUAGGUGGUGCAAGUAAUAAUAAUAGUUUUGUGUACAAAAAUCAAUUAAACAAUACAAACGAAGUCGCAUCUAAUCCUGCUUCUCCGGCUAUACAUAAUAAUAUAAAUAAUUUGGAAACAACAGCGAAUAGCAUCCCUUCGACGCCAACUAAAAGUUACGAUAAUAUUAUAGGAUCAUUGGGAAGUCUGAGGUACCAGAAGAACUCUUUGUCGUCGGCCAACAGUGGGCUACAGACGAACAUAAACUCGAACAGUGAAUUGAAAAGCGUCGAUUUGUUGAAAAAGGCCGCAGCGCUGCAAAUGUUGAAUGGACUUCCAAAUGUAAAUAACAGAGUCAGCUCGGAGUCCAUCGCAAAUCUGUUGACGAAGGCUAUCGACCACAAGCCGACAGUUCUGGGCUCCGAGCCGAACCUGGCGCUCAAGAACCAGGAACCAAUCAAAGAUAUAAACACGUCGGCGGAGAAGAUAAACUGCUUGGAGAAUAAACAGAAAAGGUACAGCCUGAGCCAGGAGAGCAAGAAGGAAAACCAAGAUUUCUAUAACUUUCCGAGUUUAAGCGACUUGAGCUUUAAUUUUACUAGUUUAGCGGCGCAGAAGAUCCUGAAAGGGGUCAGUAUAAACAGUGUGGACACGCUGGUAGAGCUGAACAUGGCCGCCAACAACACGGAGAAGCAGAACAACCGCGAUGUCGCCGCCGUGUGCACGGAUUUUGGCCUUGUAUAGCAAUUAACAUAUAAUAUUUUUUGUUGUAAAAUGUACAAUAGUAGAUAUAACACGGUAUGAUGUAAGGUAGCUGUAUAUCUUAGGUAUUCGUAACUACUUUGUAACACGCUUUAGAUACGCAAUACCUACCUAUGUUAAGUUCAAAAAUUUUACUCAUAAGAUUUUGUACUCCCUACUUAUGGAAUUUAUCCCUUAAACGCAUUGUAUCCCUAUUAUUAAAAUUUUGUUUGUCUUUACUAACUUAUUAUCAUCGAAAGUAUCAAUGUAGAAAUUAUUUAACACAGUAUUCAUAAAUGUAAUCGUUAAUGAAUAAUCGGAAAAUUCUUAGUUUGUAGCUCACUUUAAAAGUAACAAGACAAUAAAUUAUGAACACCUGUGAGAACCAAACGUGGCCUAAAGUUGCCUAAUGACAUGGAAAUUUAGUGCCUAAUUCGAUCAUAAUAUAAUUGUAAUUCAAUUGUAGCCAUAACGUAGUGUUUCACUAUCCUUUAGCAUGUAUGCGGCUCGCACGCUGAUUAGAUAACUGUAUUUAAAAUUAUCCUCUCCACAGCACUUCUGUUCGUGCCAUCUCAAUAUUUCCAGUGAAAAAGUCGAGUACAAACUAGAAUACCUAACUCCAAUAAACAGAUUCCAUCCAACAAUGGGAAUUUAUAGGAAUGAUUUGUAAAAUGUAUGUCAUGUAUUAAGUGCCAUAAAACCAUAGUAUUACAUAACGCGGCGACAUAUGGAAUGGGAAGGGGUCUAUGGAUUGAUCAUUACAUGUCUAAGAAUUUUACUGUAUUUGUGUAUGAAAGCAAUGGGUAUUUAUUCAUUAGGGAAGAUAAUCAGAAGUCAUAUCGCAAUUAGUUUAAAUCAGUAAUAACGCCAUUUGUAAAAAUUUAUUAACAAUAUAAGAUGAUGCUUUAAAA
Trichoplusia ni (cabbage looper) is the source of this 4385-nucleotide messenger RNA. RefSeq lists its product as uncharacterized. Gene Ontology annotation, cellular component: nucleus; cytoplasm. Lineage: Eukaryota; Metazoa; Arthropoda; Insecta; Lepidoptera; Noctuidae. The record is from RefSeq and is a predicted model, not a curated record. The transcript has 9 exons. Gene Ontology annotation, molecular function: DNA-binding transcription activator activity, RNA polymerase II-specific; RNA polymerase II transcription regulatory region sequence-specific DNA binding. The coding region runs from base 430 to 3477 and encodes 1015 amino acids. Gene Ontology annotation, biological process: positive regulation of transcription by RNA polymerase II.